Molecule: messenger RNA, 4138 nt
Organism: Nelumbo nucifera (sacred lotus)
Lineage: Eukaryota; Viridiplantae; Streptophyta; Magnoliopsida; Proteales; Nelumbonaceae
Product: RAD3-like DNA-binding helicase protein
Biological process (GO): telomeric loop disassembly; negative regulation of t-circle formation; negative regulation of DNA recombination
Cellular component (GO): nucleus
Molecular function (GO): hydrolase activity, acting on acid anhydrides, in phosphorus-containing anhydrides; DNA helicase activity; DNA binding
Source: RefSeq, a predicted model, not a curated record
CAGAGUCCCUCCUUCAUAAUUUGCAUUACAAAGAUGCCCUCAAUGGCGGGAAACGCGUGCCAUGCCGAGCUUUGAAGGCAUUCGUUAAUUUUUAGGGUUUUUGAAAAGCCAUAAUUGUUUUUCCUCCAGACGAAUUUUUUUUCUCCUGAGAACGUUCACAGUGGAAAACAAUGCCAAUCUACAAGAUCAGGGGGAUCGAUGUCGAUUUUCCGUUCGAGGCGUACGAUUGCCAAUUGGUUUAUAUGGAGAAAGUCAUACAGUCACUGCAAGAUAAAUGUAAUGCAUUACUGGAGAGUCCUACUGGAACUGGAAAAACCUUGUGUCUUCUGUGUGCUACAUUGGCAUGGAGGAAAAGUUUGGGUGCUUUCUCCACUGGAAAGUUUGAAGAAAAAGGCCAGAUUAUGGGAAGCCAACAAUCAGAUAUUUCAUCAUCACAGUCUGCAGCAACAAAGCUCCCAACUAUAGUAUACACUUCACGCACUCACAGUCAACUCCAACAAGUGAUUCAAGAGUUAAAAAGAACUAAUUACAGGCCCAAAAUGGUAGUAUUAGGGUCUCGGGAACAAUUGUGCAUUCAUGAUGAUGUGCAGCUACUUCGUGGGAGAGCGCAAACCAAUGCCUGCCAUUCCCUUUGUAGAAAGGACAGUAAACGCCGUUGUUCCUAUUAUGCUCGUGUUGGAGAGUUCGUGAAGAAAAAUCCCAGUCUUGGAGAUGAUCCUAUCGACAUAGAGGACUUGGUCAACAUUGGAAGAACCCAGGGGCCGUGCCCCUAUUAUAUAUCACGAGAUCUCCAUAAGGUUGUUGAUAUUUUAUUUGCUCCAUACAACUAUCUUAUUGAUCGUGGGAAUCGGGAAACCCUAACUAUUGAGUGGAAGAACAGUAUACUCAUAUUUGAUGAAGCUCACAAUCUGGAAAGCAUAUGUGCAGAUGCAGCGUCUUUUGAUUUGCCCUCUGGACUUUUGUCUGCUUGCAUAACUGAAGCAAAGAACUCUAUUGACCUAGCUGUUAGUAAGAGGGCAACUGAAAAAUCAAAUGAUAAGUUGUUUAAGCCAGAUAAUUUUGCUAUUCUUAAAGCUCUUCUACUAAAGCUUGAGAAGCAUAUUGCUGAAGUGCCUAUUGAUCCCAAGGAAUUGGGUUUUACCCGACCAGGGCCUUACAUCUAUGAAUUCCUUGCUGAGUUAAACAUCACACAUGAAACUGCCAGUAUGCUCAUUGAAACAAUUGAUCAGGCUGCAGAGCUGAUUAAUGAUGAUGCAAAUAUGACUGAAAGUAGAGCUCCGUACAAGACAAAAGGCACUAUAUGUAGGCUCGAAAGUAUAAGUGAUAUUCUUAAGAUAAUCUUUAGAAAUGGGGAUAAAGCUCAUGCAAAAUACUACCAAGUUCAUGUGCAGGAAAUAGAAGCAAAUGCUAUAGACACCCUUAAAGGUAAGACAUCUAGGAUGCUCAGUUGGUGGUGUUUCAACCCAGGAAUUGCCAUGGGAGAGUUUAGGAGCCUGGGUGUUGGUUCUAUCAUUUUGACGUCUGGCACCUUAUCUCCUUUGGAUUCAUUUGCACAGGAGCUGAAAUUGGAAUUUCCUGUUCGGUUGGAAAAUCCUCAUGUUAUAUCUUCAAAUCAAAUCUGGGCUGGAAUUGUACCAAAUGGUCCAUCUGGUUGCGCUUUCAAUUCCUCUUAUCGAAAUCGUGAUUCUCUAGAUUACAAGCAAGAAUUAGGGAAUGCCAUUGUUAAUUUUGCUAGAAUUGUACCUGAUGGACUACUGGUUUUCUUUCCAUCUUAUCAUGCUUUGGACCAAUGCAUUGCAUGUUGGAAGAAUGUGAGUCAUUUAAACUCAAAUUCAAGCACAAUCUGGGGAAGGAUCUGCAAACAUAAGCAACCUGUUGUAGAGCCUAAACAAUCUUCCCUUUUCGCUUCCUCGAUUGAGGAUUUUAUGGCUAAGUUGAAGGACACCUCAACUUCUGGUGCAAUCUUUUUUGCUGUUUGUCGUGGCAAGGUAAGCGAGGGAUUAGAUUUUGCUGACCAUGCUGGGAGAGCUGUCAUAAUUACUGGCAUACCUUUUGCCUUGAGGACUGAUCCAAAGGUUCGUCUGAAACGUGAAUACUUGGAUCAUCAGGCUCAAUCACAAAAGAGAGAUUUUAAGGUCUUGACUGGAGAGGAAUGGUACUGUCAACAAGCAUUACGUGCUGUGAAUCAGGCUGUGGGACGUGUCAUCCGUCAUCGCCAUGAUUAUGGAGCAAUAAUUUUCUGUGAUGAAAGGUUUGCACAUCAAAGUCGUCAAUGUCAAAUGUCACUUUGGCUUCAGCCCCAUAUCAAGUGUUUCUCUAAAUUUGGGGAUGUAGUUUUCACAUUGACUCGAUUUUUUCGAGGUGGAGCCAAAUCCAGUCUUGCAAAGCUAAAAUUGACAGAAACCAAAAACAUGGGGAAUGCUAAAGAGGUGAAGAUUACUAGGCCACAGCAAAGCUGUUUACUGGCAUCUCUUACUCAUUUGACUACUUCAGUGGAUGAAGAUUGCUCCGAAAAGCCAUUGUCUUCUGUACUUGAAGCUAGUAGAGGCAACACUUGCAGCCAAUUGGGAGAAAUCCUUCCUGCUAACCGCUCAAAUCUUACUCACAAGCAUGAUUCUCCUUCAACCAUAAAACAUUUAAAAGAUCCGUUUUACAAUCAGAAGAGAUUGCGGGUUUCUGGAAAGAAAUCUUCAAACUAUCAAGACUGUGAAGUGUUAGAUUUAACUUGCAAUUCUCCACAAGAUGAGCAAUCAAGCAUGGCAGAACUUAUUGUACCUUGUUCUUCUAAGAAGCCUAAAAUAAUAGAGAUAGAUUCUGAUGCAAUGGGACAUUCUGUGAACUUUCUUUCUCUUGAGAAUUUACAUAAUGCUAAAAUAGCAAUAUCAAGCUAUACUUACUCCACUAAUAAUUCAGAGACGCAAACACAGCUUUCUACAUGUGGGUUGGCAGAAACUGGUAUUGGUAGCAGUAGUAGUAGCAGAGACAUGCAAAACAAAGGUGUCAUUCCUACUGUACGUUGUGAUGAUGAGGAGAGGAAAGGUUCUGCAUUUUUGAUUCAGGUCAAAGAAAAACUUACUGUUGCAGAAUAUAAGGAAUUUGUGGGUUUUAUGAAGUCACUGAAAUCGAAAACGAUGAAGAUGAGUAAUGUUCUACAAUCAAUUGUGAGACUAUUCUCAGCUCCAGAGAGGCAUCAUCUUUUGAAGAGAUUUAAGGAUUAUAUUCCUGAGAAGUACCACCCUAUGUAUGAGCAACAUCUUAGGCAUGUGCAACAGUUGACAGUGGAUGCGACAAACCAUUCCGUUGAUUAGUUUGUUCAGGGAAAUUGUAUCUUGUACGAACAAUGGGUUUUUGCUUCAUAAGGUCAUAAACUCACUUGAUUGAGGGUAACAUGACAUGGUGUAUUACUUUCUAUCUGCAAGCCAAAGAUGUCCGAGCAGACAGAUGUUCUCUUCAGGUCAUGACUCAUGAGGUGUUUCAAAGACUUGCUUAUUAUUUCAAAUGAAUUGCUUUGUCAAAUGCCCUUGAGCUUCGGACCAGUACAAAAGGUGAGUGGUUCCAUGGUUCCGUAAAUCAUGUGCCAUGUUACGAGUAGUUGCUUUUGGAAAUGUCAGUUAAAAAGGAAGAAAGACUAGGUCAUGGCAACCAAUAUAGCUGGACAGUGCAAGCGUUGAAAAUUGUAGUCAGAAGACAAUGCAUAGAGGCCGUGGCUAUCCCAACACUGAUUUCAGUCUUCACAGUAUAGAACAGAUGUUAUCAUGACUUGAACCAGAGGAUAAAAUAAAAGUGCAUCACUUCAUAAAAUGACGUCCAUAACCGUUGAGUAGACUGCUGACGGUGAGACUGUAAACAUAGUGGGUGUAGACUGUAGUAGUGAUAUCUAGCGACUGGAAGUUUUGUUUGGGUUGACCUUUGAAUCUUAGACACGGAUUUGUAAAACCAGUCGGGGUAGCAAUGGUGAUUAUAUAGAGGCUUAUCCAAAGAUGAAAGAGAUUACGUGGGUGUAAUUUUGUAACUAUCUCUUGAAUAAACACAAUGAGUUGUGAAUUGUGAUGAUGUUGAGGAUUUAGGAGUUAAAACAAUUCUUGGGGAUAAAAUCCUGUAUGCUUACAUUAUUGUAAUCUAUUCUUAGUUAUUUUUU